Messenger RNA from Baudoinia panamericana UAMH 10762, 1951 nucleotides. RefSeq lists its product as uncharacterized. The record is from RefSeq and is a predicted model, not a curated record. The transcript has a single exon. Bases 91 to 1722 code for a protein of 543 amino acids. NCBI's taxonomy places the organism in Eukaryota, Fungi, Ascomycota, Dothideomycetes, Mycosphaerellales, Teratosphaeriaceae.
UAUCGUGUUGCAAUAUUCUGAUUGUCCCAAGCACAACAACCCUCCCGGCUCUCUCAUAUCCCCCAUCCGACUCGCCAUACAAGACGCAGUAUGAGUGCCAAGCAUCUCCCGGGCGAAGCUUCAGACGACAGCCUGAACGGCGAUCGCCCUCUUACCGUCGCUCAUCAACACACAACAAGCGUAAACAACCCCCAGCAACAAGAAUCGACCGACAUGGCCAACUUUUAUCUCUCCCCAGCCCCUGCAGAUCCGUAUGCCAACGCGAACCCAUGGCGCGAAUCCGUCCUCUCCACCCGCUCCCUCUCCUCCCUCACCGUCGACGCUCUCGGCUCGCCAGGUAUACCCACUCGUAGCCGAAGCGGGAGUCUGACCAAUAGCAAUUACUUCAACCACCCCAUGCGCACCAUCACCGACACGAACGAAGAAGAAGAAGAGGAAGAGGAGGAUGAGGAGGAUGAGGAAGGGGAAGAAGACCUCGAAAUGAGCGGAACGAGGCGGUCGAUGUACCGUCAACUAAGCGCCGUCCCUGAGCAGCAACUCCCCGACAGCGUAGCACAAUGCGGCUUAUUCAGAUUACCGCGAGAGCUGAGGGACAAAAUCUACGCCUACUGCCUCACCUCCCCCGCCGGGACAACAAUCGACUGGCUCCACAAACCCCCUCCCACCACCACCAACAACAAACUCCCAACCCUGCACCCCCAACUCCUGCGCACCUGCCACGUAAUCCACUCCGAAACCGCGCCCCUCCUCCACACCACUAACCCCCUCCUCUUCCACCACCCCUCCGACGCCAACAUGUUCGUCCGCGCCUUCGCCAACACCCCGCUCGCCCAAACCCACACCCACACCCUCCACCUCCACAUCCGCGCCAGCGACACCAGACUCUGGAUGCCGUACCUCACGAGUCGAGCGGACGGGUGUCGGGGUUUGCGGGCGGAUUUCCCGCGAUUGAGGGAGUUGAGCGUGCGCUUUCGGAGUAACCGGUGGGAUCACAGUUUGUCGCCUGAUCAGAAUUUGCGGAAUUGGUCGGAGGAUGGGAAACUGGAGGAGCUCGUGGGCGGGUUGAGGCAGGUGUUCUACCCCCCUCCGCCCCCGCCCGCGCGAUCGGUCAGUCGUGGCGAUGGGGAGGGCGAGACGAGUAAACCGCUUAAUGGAAUGGAUGAAGUGGAGUUCAUGCGGUUCGUUGAUGCCCGACGGCCGGGGGAGGAUAUGGCGUUUAAGCGGCAGUUGUUGGAGUUGCACAAGGCGAAUGCGCCUAUGGCUGUUGUUGGGAGGAGUCGGAGGGGUAGGGGAGGGUUGAAGGGGGCAUAUGGGGAGGAGGAUGAUGGGGUCCAGAAGCCGACGGUGGUCAGGGUGGUGUGUGCGUGUCGGGUGCAUGCGGCGCAUUUUGGGGUCGUGACUGCUGCCGCGACGGGGCGAGAUGGCGGCCAUGCUGCAAUGGCUAUAGCACCCGCGGUAAAUCCGGCGCAUAACCACGCGGGAGGACAAAACCUGCCCCCGCCACCACCACCACCUCCGCCGCACCAGCACCAGCAGCAUCACCAACAACCUCCGCCGCCGCCCGCACCGCCAAUAGAGCCAAGCUCGACACCAAUCCAACUUCAAAUCCAGAAAUUCAUGGAUCCAGACUUGGGCUCUGCACGGGUCGCGCGCACGCCGUUUGUGGACAAAGGUGGGGUGUUGGUGGCAUUGGAGAUUCAUUGUUUGGACUCGGGGAGAUAGGUAUGAUGCAGGGGGCGAGGGAGGGGGUGAGUCGUGGAAGGUCUGGGAGAGGGGUGUCUGGAAGUGAAAUGGGGUGGUGGAGAGUUUAGCGGGUGAUGGGGUGUGCGAGUAGGAAUGCAACUGGACGGUAUGCUCAUCUUGAUCUCCGUGGAGCGUGUUAUUGUAGAAGUAUUCGAUAUACCCCUGGAUGUAUGACUCGGCCGCUUGAAGAAGAUGAUUACGGACCGGA